AUGCAUUGGCUACUGUGGGUGCUGCUCAUAGAUGGCAGCCUGGGGAUUUGCGCGCAGUUUUUGCGAAAGGUCAACUAUUACCGGCGGUUCGUGCACUAUAUCUUGUGCGCGAUCCUCGCGUCAACAGUCGGCAUCCUGGUGUCCCCGGUGUUCUGGGCGAUUGGGAAGCAGGCGUCGGGCAACUGGGUGGUGGCGCGCACGUUCUACUACCUGUCGCUGGUGGUGCUGGGCAUCAAGGUCGAAAUUGAGGGCGAAGAGAUUCUGCACCGGGCGCAGCCCUGUGUACUGGUGGGCAACCACCAGUCGGUAUUUGAUUUGAUCAUGCUCGGGCGCGUGUUUCCCAAGCAGACGGUGAUGCUGGCCAAGAAGGCCGUGUCGUACUACCCGUUCGUCGGGUGGUUCAUGCGGCUCUCCGCGGACAUUUUUAUCUCGCGCGGCAGCAAGCAGUCGGCCAGCGACAUGUUCAAGAAGGCGUCGGAGGAGCUGCGGUCGAAGAAUGUGUCGGUGUGGUUCUUCCCCGAGGGCACCCGCGGGCGCUUCGACGACGGGCCCAACCUUCUGCCGUUCAAGGUCGGCGCGUUCCUGCUGGCGUACCACGCCAAGGUGCCCGUGGUGCCUGUGGUUGUUAUGGACAUUCACAACCUGUACAAUAAGCGGCGGCUGUGGAGCUCGGGCGGCACGCUCAAAAUCAAGAUCCUGGAGCCGGUGCCGAUGGCUGACGUGCGUGAGGAGGACCUCAAGGACAUCAUGAACGCCACCCGCGACCGCAUGCUGGCCGAGCUCAAGAAGAUCUCGCCCGAGCGCAUUGAGAACUGA
Messenger RNA from Kickxella alabastrina, 816 nucleotides. RefSeq lists its product as uncharacterized. The transcript has a single exon. The record is from RefSeq and is a predicted model, not a curated record. Gene Ontology annotation, biological process: phosphatidic acid biosynthetic process. Gene Ontology annotation, molecular function: 1-acylglycerol-3-phosphate O-acyltransferase activity. NCBI's taxonomy places the organism in Eukaryota, Fungi, Kickxellomycota, Kickxellomycetes, Kickxellales, Kickxellaceae. The coding region runs from base 1 to 816 and encodes 271 amino acids. Gene Ontology annotation, cellular component: endoplasmic reticulum; membrane.